Cinclus cinclus is the source of this 1375-nucleotide messenger RNA. It is a transcript of the gene PRRX1, whose product is annotated as paired related homeobox 1. The transcript is spliced from 4 exons. The coding region runs from base 1 to 738 and encodes 245 amino acids. Gene Ontology annotation, molecular function: DNA binding; DNA-binding transcription factor activity, RNA polymerase II-specific. The record is from RefSeq and is a predicted model, not a curated record. Gene Ontology annotation, biological process: regulation of DNA-templated transcription. NCBI's taxonomy places the organism in Eukaryota, Metazoa, Chordata, Aves, Passeriformes, Cinclidae.
AUGGCGUCCAGCUAUGCCCACGCCAUGGAGAGGCAGGCCCUGCUGCCCGCCCGCCUCGACGGUCCCGCCGGCCUGGACAAUUUACAAGCCAAGAAGAACUUCUCCGUGAGUCACCUGCUGGACCUGGAGGAGGCGGGUGACAUGGUGGCCGCCCAGGCGGAGGAAGGUGGCGGCGAGCCCGGCCGGAGCUUGUUGGAGUCCCCCGGGCUGACCAGCGGCAGCGACACCCCGCAGCAGGACAAUGAUCAGCUGAACUCAGAAGAGAAGAAGAAAAGAAAGCAGAGGAGGAACAGGACUACCUUCAACAGCAGCCAGCUGCAGGCACUAGAGAGGGUCUUUGAGAGGACACACUACCCCGAUGCCUUCGUACGGGAAGACCUUGCACGCAGAGUCAACCUCACUGAAGCCAGAGUUCAGGUGUGGUUCCAGAACCGGAGAGCCAAGUUCCGCCGGAACGAGAGGGCCAUGCUGGCCAGCAAGAACGCCUCUCUGCUCAAAUCCUACUCAGGGGACGUGACAGCUGUGGAGCAGCCCAUAGUACCCCGCCCCGCCCCGAGACCCAGUGACUAUCUGUCCUGGGGGACAGCCUCGCCCUACAGUGCCAUGGCCACCUACUCUGCCACGUGUACCAAUGCCAGCCCAGCACAGGGCAUGAACAUGGCCAACAGUAUUGCCAACCUGAGACUGAAGGCAAAGGAAUAUAGUUUACAGAGGAAUCAGGUGCCCACAGUCAAUUAACAGCUGGGGGCCUUGCAGAAGGAGAAAACACAACAGCACCCGUCCUGCUUCGCAACUUGUCUGUGCUGGAAGAAAAUAAAAAAGAAAGGGGAAAAAAAAAAGCAUAAAAAGUAAAGAAAAAAAAAAAAAAAGAAAAAAAAAAAGCCAACCCUCACCCAGAACUGAACACAGGGAGCAAACCAAACCUGUGAGUGAUAAGGUUCCUCCUUCCUUUUGGGAUAAUGCCACCGUUUUGUUUUUGUUUGUUUUUUUUUUUCUUGUUAUCGUCGGGUUUAUUGCUUCUGCUCAAUAUACUACGAGCUUCUUCAGUAAAGGACAGUCUCACCCCGCUGGUUUCCAUUUUUGUACGGGACUGCAAAAAGAAACCCCUGCCAAUCUCAGCCCACGGACAAGUGCCACCACCAGCAUGCUGAGAUGCAAAGCUUGCUCAUCACCCCGCUGCCCCAGCUCACCCUAGAAGAAUUUGUUUGCUCACCAAUUUCCAUGAUAUCCACCCAGCCCUCAUCCCUCCAGUCCCUUGUGCCACAGAGGCAGCACAUUCCUAUCAGUCUGCCAGAAGCCCAUUAAUGCAACAAGAUGGAUUCCUGCUGGCUGAGUUGCCUGGAAAACCUCCCUGGGCUCUGCAGAGCUCCAUUGU